CCUGCCAACGCAGACAGGGGAGCCUCUGAGGAUCCGCUCCCAGACCCCAGAUGGAGGCUGUUCUUUUAUUUCAAAUUCCCGAGAAGCACAGAAGUCUCACAAGGUAGUGAGAGAACACACACACACACACACACACACACACACACACACGCACCGGUAAGUUACACGCCGGGAAACAAAACAAGGAAAUAAGGAGACCUCCGCCGAUCCCUGUUUGCUCACACAAAUCUGAGUUUGGUUAAGUAUCUCAAGACCGUUUUCUGGUUUCAGCUCUCCGUCUCACGGCGCGCUUUCCCUGGGUACCCAGGUGCACAAAUGGGAUGGUGAUCUUCACAGAGCGUCCACGGCAAUGACAAAAGAGCCCCCUCGCUCACACAAAAGCCCACCUUGGAAAUGAAUGGAAUAUUAACGACUGCCUAAACAGUUUCACCGUUGGCAGGGCAAGGCUGAGCGCUAGCACAGCCCUUCCUGCAGACUGCCCGUGGAGCCGGAGCAGCCUACUGUCGGUGGAAGGCUGGUGCGGAUUUUUUCCCUAUCAGUCUAACCUUCUGUGUUGAUGCAUGAAUGCUGGUACCCACUUACAGGGAUGCCAGAUGAUCAGUGCAGAAUGAAGGUCCCAAGAGAGAGGAUCACAUGGUUCUCUCUGCCCUGUGACGUCACUAGCAGAUGGCAUGGGUACCAGCUCUGGCAGUUGGCAUCAAUGUCACUUUUUAGAGAUCAAUGAGAUAGUGCAGAUACACACACAGAUCUAGAGACUCCAGGCGACGAUGCGACGACACUCAGCCUGAAAAGAUUUGGAAGAUCCAAAAUGAAAACUGAUUAUUGAAUGAAAUUAAAACCUAAGGCACGUUAAGAUCAGAGAGCCAUGCUAACACUCCCGUUCGAUGAGUCUGUUAUGAUGCCAGAGUCCCAGAUGUGCAGAAAGUUUUCCAGAGAAUGCGAGGACCAGAAGCAAAUUAAGAAGCCCGAAAGCUUUGCCAAACAGAUCGUCCUUCGAGGGAAGAGCAUCAAAAGAGCCCCAGGAGAAGAGAGUGAGAAGGAGGACGAGGAGGAAGACAGGGAAGAGGAGGAUGAAAACGGGUUGCCCAGGAGGAGGGGUCUUCGGAAAAAAAAGACGACCAAGCUGCGCCUGGAGAGGGUCAAGUUCAGGAGACAGGAAGCGAACGCGCGGGAGCGGAACAGGAUGCACGGCCUCAACGACGCCCUGGACAAUCUGAGGAAAGUGGUCCCCUGCUAUUCGAAAACCCAGAAACUGUCCAAGAUAGAAACUUUACGCCUGGCCAAAAACUACAUCUGGGCCCUUUCGGAAAUCCUGCGAAUCGGCAAGAGACCCGAUCUGCUCACGUUCGUCCAAAACUUGUGCAAAGGUCUCUCCCAGCCAACGACAAACUUGGUGGCAGGCUGCCUGCAGCUCAACGCCCGGAGCUUCCUGAUGGGGCAGGGCGGGGAGGCCGCGCACCACACAAGGUCACCCUACUCCACCUUCUACCCGCCCUACCACAGCCCCGAGCUCGCCACACCCCCAGGACACGGGGCUCUGGAUAAUUCCAAGUCCAUGAAACCCUAUAAUUAUUGCAGUGCGUACGAAUCCUUCUAUGAAAGCACCUCCCCUGAGUGUGCCAGCCCUCAGUUUGAAGGUCCCCUAAGUCCUCCCCCAAUUAACUAUAAUGGGAUCUUUUCCCUGAAGCAAGAAGAAACCUUGGACUAUGGCAAAAAUUACAAUUACGGCAUGCAUUACUGUGCAGUGCCACCCAGGGGUCCCCUCGGGCAGGGUGCCAUGUUCAGGUUGCCCACCGACAGCCACUUCCCUUACGACUUACAUCUGCGCAGCCAAUCUCUUACCAUGCAAGAUGAAUUAAAUGCAGUUUUUCAUAAUUAAUGAGGAAAAUGAAAAUAAACAGUGGCCAUUCACCUCCCCCGUCUAAUUAAGACAAAGCAGAUGCUUGUGGGCUGAGUAAUUGGCACGGCUCUAGCUAAAGGUGUUUUACUAGUUCCUGAAGUGUGUGUCAACUAUUGUGAGAGUUUUCUAUGUCAGAAUAAACCUCUUUUCGUAUGAGAGCUUCUUUUCCUUUCCUUUUGGUCUGUAAAGCGCUGUGAUUCUGUUCCUACUGGAAAGAUUCUUUUUUCCCCCUUGUUUUCUUUUCUUUUAAAUUCACUUCAUUUGUUUGG
This is a messenger RNA of Pipistrellus kuhlii (Kuhl's pipistrelle), 2169 nucleotides long. It is a transcript of the gene NEUROD6, whose product is annotated as neuronal differentiation 6. NCBI's taxonomy places the organism in Eukaryota, Metazoa, Chordata, Mammalia, Chiroptera, Vespertilionidae. Gene Ontology annotation, biological process: regulation of DNA-templated transcription; nervous system development. Bases 866 to 1879 code for a protein of 337 amino acids. The transcript has 2 exons. Gene Ontology annotation, molecular function: protein dimerization activity. The record is from RefSeq and is a predicted model, not a curated record.